This is a messenger RNA of Teleopsis dalmanni, 1811 nucleotides long. RefSeq names its product sensory neuron membrane protein 1 (gene Snmp1). The record is from RefSeq and is a predicted model, not a curated record. The transcript is spliced from 8 exons. The coding region runs from base 67 to 1644 and encodes 525 amino acids. Gene Ontology annotation, cellular component: membrane; cytoplasm. Lineage: Eukaryota; Metazoa; Arthropoda; Insecta; Diptera; Diopsidae. Gene Ontology annotation, molecular function: scavenger receptor activity.
AUAUUAAUUAUAAACUAACAUUAGGCAAAAAACAGUAAAAAAAAAAACUAUAGUCAGUCGGUAACUAUGAAGUUUAAUCGGAAAAAGCUAUUAGCCAUAUCAUGUGCUAUGCUAUUGUUUGCCAUAAUUUUCGGAUGGUUGGCAUUUCCAAAAAUUAUGAAGACUAUGAUUUCAAAGCAAGUAACAUUAAAGCCGGGCACCGAUGUACGUGAGCUAUGGUCGAACACUCCAUUUCCUUUACAUUUUUAUAUAUAUGUUUUUAAUAUAACUAAUCCAGAUGAAGUAAUCAAUGGCGGUAAGCCAAAAUUACAAGAAAUCGGUCCAUUUGUUUUUGAUGAGUGGAAAGAUAAAUACGAUUUAAUUGAUGAUGAUAUAGAAGAUUCGAUAUCAUACAAUAUGCGUAAUACAUUUUAUUUUAACCAGGAAGCUUCAAAAACCCUAACAGGAGAAGAGAUAGUUACAAUACCUCAUCCACUACUACAAUCCAUUGCAAUCGUUGUACAAAGAGAACGCACUGCUAUGCUGGAUUUAGUUGCAAAAUCGAUAGACAUUGUUUUUCCAGGAGAAAAAGCAUUAAAAACUGGAAAAUUUAUGGAUUUAUUUUUUCGUGGAUUUCAUAUUGAUUGCUCUUCAGAAGAGUUUGCAUCAAAAGCACUUUGCACUGCAUUUUAUACUGGCGAAAUAAAGCAGGCGAAACAAGUAAAUGAAACUCAUUUCCUUUUCUCAUUUUUCGGUGGGUCAAAUCAUAGUGAUUGGGGUCGGUUUACGGUUUGUCGUGGUGUUAAAAAUAUAAGCAAACUGGGCAAAGUAAUACGUUUUGGAGAUGAAGAAGAAAUGGAUACCUGGUCCGGAGAUAAAUGUAAUCAGUUUAUCGGUACUGAUUCUACUAUAUUUGCUCCAUUACAGAAGAAGGAAACUGGUUUGUGGGCUUUUACACCAGACCUAUGUCGAUCACUUGGAGCAACAUUUAAAUCUAAGACCUCAUAUCACGGUUUACCCGCACUAAAAUAUACACUGGAUUUAGGUGAUAUUAGAGCAAAUGAGGACCUGCAUUGCUUAUGUGACGAUCCUGAUGAUAUAGAAACUUGUCCUUUAAAGGGAACUAUGAAUUUACAGGCUUGUGUUGGUGGUCCGCUAAUAGCUUCAAUGCCACAUUUUUAUAAUGGUGAUCCAACUUUAUUAGAAGCCGUAGAUGGUCUUCAUCCAAAUGAAAAGGAUCAUGCUGUGUUCAUAGAUUUCGAGUUGAUGUCCGGCACACCGUUUGUUGGUGUUAAACGGCUACAAUUUAAUUUGGACGUAGAACCAGUCGAAAAAAUUGCCCCAAUGAGAAAUAUGCGAAAAUUAGUCAUGCCAAUAUUUUGGGUAGAAGAAGGAGUAGCUCUAAACAAGACAUAUACCAAUAUGCUGAAAUACACAUUAUUUCUUGGUCUUAAGUUUAAUUCUGGCUUACGUUGGACUCUAAUAACAUUAUCGCUCAUCGGUUUAAUGUGCUCAGUAUAUUUGUUUUAUAAAAAAUCAGAUAGUAUUGAUAUUACGUUACCUGAUCAAGUGAUAAAUGAGACAAAUAAAGUGGGAAUUAUAAAGGAAAUAAAACCGCCAAUAUUACAGCCAGAAUUAUCUCAACAAGGAGUUGAUAAAUAUUAAAGCUAGCAAUACGACGAAAUCUACUAGUUUUAUAAAUUUAAGUAAUAAUUCUUAGAAUGUACUUGCUUCUGCAAAAGUUUUUCAAAUUUUGCAUUAAUCACAAAUUUAGUGAAAUUCAAUGAUUGCAAAUUGGAAAUUGCUUUUUUACAAAAAUUAAGCACUGAUAA